GGGCGCAGCUCAAAUCUCCUCCCCGGAUGCCCCUGAAACCCUAACACACAGUCAUCGCCACACAUACAGUUUUUUGGGGGGUUGUUCAUGGUGCGGAUCUGCGAGAGGAGGAUGAAGUUUUUGGUGGCAGUCACAUUGAUCGUCGGCUCGGUGAUUUUCCUGCUUUUCCCGAGCGGGUCAGAAGCGGAUGAGAAGAAAAAAGGUCCGAAAGUCACGGCCAAGGUGUACUUUGACAUGAGGAUCGGUGAUGAGGAUGCAGGACGGAUUGUCAUUGGACUCUUUGGAAAGACCGUCCCUAAAACGACAGAAAAUUUCCUCCAGCUGGCUACUGGAGAGAAAGGAUUUGGUUACAAGGGCAGCAAGUUCCACCGAGUGAUCAAAGACUUCAUGAUCCAGGGAGGAGAUUUCACUAGCGGAGAUGGAACUGGAGGUAAGAGCAUCUAUGGAGACCGUUUCCCUGAUGAGAACUUCAAGCUGAAGCAUUAUGGUCCUGGUUGGCUCAGCAUGGCCAAUGCCGGGAAAGACACCAACGGCUCCCAGUUCUUCAUCACCACGAUCCAGACGCCAUGGCUGGAUGGCAAACAUGUUGUGUUUGGCAAAAUCUUGGAGGGCAUGGAUGUGGUGAGAAAGAUUGAGAGCACAAAGACAGAUGGGCGAGAUAAACCUCUCAAGGACGUCAUUGUCCACGACUGCGGCAAGAUCGAGGUGGAAAACCCUUUCGCAGUAGCUAAAGAGUAAUUUAAGUUUGGGGGGACAACAGGACUCUGGGUUUAAGGGGAUUGAAUUGGGUGCUAGUGGGAGCAGAGUGUGUGUGUAUGUGCUUAUUGGAGCUCCGCCCCCUCGCCGGGACGUCACACACCAGUCCUGAUCCGCAGAGCGGCAUAUCCUGGGUCCAGUUCCAACCAGCAUUCCACAGGGUCAGAUUCCUGACCCACUUCAACCUGCUUUUGUAAACAUAUCUUCAAUAAAGGACCCAGGUUUUCUUAA
Messenger RNA from Sinocyclocheilus grahami, 987 nucleotides. RefSeq names its product peptidyl-prolyl cis-trans isomerase B. Gene Ontology annotation, cellular component: cytoplasm; intracellular membrane-bounded organelle. Gene Ontology annotation, biological process: protein peptidyl-prolyl isomerization; protein folding. The record is from RefSeq and is a predicted model, not a curated record. Gene Ontology annotation, molecular function: peptidyl-prolyl cis-trans isomerase activity; cyclosporin A binding. NCBI's taxonomy places the organism in Eukaryota, Metazoa, Chordata, Actinopteri, Cypriniformes, Cyprinidae. The transcript has 5 exons. Bases 88 to 738 code for a protein of 216 amino acids.